CUCACUUGUACCUAAACAUUUUAUAGCGCGCUCGUUACCCCCAGCAUGCCGCCCCAGGUGGACCUUGUCGUCGUCUUCCGCGCGUCUUCGCCUCGCCCGGUGUCGAAACCGCAGGCCCGGGAGGACGCGGAGCAGGCAGAACGACAGUACACGAACCUCAUCGACACGCUGAACAAUGGUGGUCUGAAAGCGGUGGGGAGGAGGGGAGAGAACGCGGGUCAGUUACUCGUUCUGGUGUGGUGCCCGUCGGCGACGCUUGUCCGUCUCGUACACAGUGAGAGAUAUUCGGACUUCCUCUCAGGUCUGCCAAUCACGCGCCGUAUGAACGAUUUGGACAAUGUCCCUACCCUCUCGCCUGCUGACCGCCUGCGCCUUAUUCAUGCGUAUAUCACGUCCACUCCUUCUGACGGCGGUCUUGGAGUUCUUCCGGCCUCAAGUCACUGGGACCGUGUUGAGUCGGUCAUGGCACUGCACGACCACGAGUUUAAUGAACAUUGGAUCCGGUCCUGGACAACCCGCCAGUCUGGCUCCGUACACUUGGACAAGAUUCGGGAACAGUUCGGCGAGUCAGUAGCCCUGUACUUCGCCUUUCUCUCCACAUACACGAAGUCCCUGCUCAUCCCCUCUGCUCUGGGUAUCGCCUUCUACUACCUGGGCACACCCUACUCCCCUGCAUACUCUAUCCUCGUUCUCUUGUAUUCUGUCACCUUCGUCGAGUACUGGCGCGUGCAUGAGCGCAUGCUCUCCGUCCGCUGGGGCACGCGUGGGUCGUUUCGGGUCGAGAAACGCCGGGCGGAUUACAAGCCCGGGUUCGCCUGGUGGCGGCGGGAGCUCAGGACGCUUGCGAGUGUGCCAGUGAUUGCGUGCUUCGCGGGUGUCCUGGCGCUCUUGCUGACCGCGAUGUUCGUGUUUGAGGCGUUCGUGACGCAGCUGUGGUCUGGACCAGGUCAGAAAUGGAUUGGAUUCACCCCGACAAUACUGUUCAUUGCGCUCGUCCCGCGCUUCCUGAGCUUCUACCAGCGCUACGCGGUUCGCCUAACUAACUGGGAAAACCACGCGCACCAGUCAUCAUACAACCGUUCCCUCACCCUCAAGACCUUCUCUCUGUCCGCCAUCGUGGCAUACCUCGGCCUCGCGCUCUCCGCGUUCAUAUACGUCCCCUUCGGCGAGACAGUCAUGCAGAACGUGCAGAUGUUCCUGGAGAAGAGCGACGUGGUGCAGGGUACCGGGUUCCUCGCGAGCCUCGCCCUCACUCCCGGUGUGAACGCGACCAAGGUCGUCGGAGACGAGGGCAAGCGGUUCUGGGUCAUGGACACGCAGAGCGCGCGCAGGAAGCUGAACCCGAGCCGGCUGCAGAACCAGAUGUACGCCUACACGGUAACGAACCAGAUCAUCAACUUCUUCCUCGAGAAUGUCCUCCCGUUCGCGAUGCGCGCGGUCGACUCGGUGCGCAACGGCCGGCCGGUGUGGGACGCGUUCACGACUAGUGCGAGCAGCGUUGGGCGGAAGGGUAAGAGCCCGAAGAAACGCGUCGUGUUUGAGGACGAGUCGAGGGGUGAGGGAAAGGAUGAGCGCGAGUUUCUGGAGGAGGUCAGGAGGGAGGUCGCGCUGCCCGAGUAUGAGGUGUUUGGCGACUUUUCGGAGAUGGUUACCCAGUUUGGGUACGUUGUGCUCUGGAGUUCGAUAUGGCCUCUUGCACCCGUCAUGGCAUGGGUCAACAACGUCAUCGAGCAGAGCUCGGACGCGUUCAAGAUUACCGUGCAUAACCGACGGCCUAUUCCCGUCCGCACGGACACGAUAGGCCCUUGGCUCGACACCCUGACGUUCAUCACCUGGCUCGGCGCACUGACGAACUCGGCUCUAGUGUACCUCUUCCGGCCGUGCUGCGGUGACGAGAGAGGGAACAGCACCACCAUGGUCCGCGACCAUCCUCACACCGUGGCCAUUGUCGGCAAUGGAGAAGGCCAGGCGACGAGGCCCACGGCGAACCAGCUGGUGGUGACAGCGACGCUGAUUGCGCUCACAGCGAGCCACGGGUUUAUUGUCGUGCGGGCUUUGGUGAGGCACUUGAUGGAGAAUAUCGUCUGGAAGGGAAGCAAGGAGGUGCAGGAGGCGGAGGUUGUCGAGAGGCAAGUGAAGGAGAGGUACUUGGAGAGUAUUGGGAUCGGGAAGCAGGCGAACCUCGACAAGGUGCAGAAUUUGGAUGGGGAGGCGGACGCUAACGGGAGAGAUGCGUUCUGGGUCGCCGAUGAAGGCCUGGAAGAAAUUCGAAAAGCAGUCAAGGAUGCGUGAAAGGAGGUGGAUGGCUUGCAAACAAAAUCAGCGGGACUUCACGGACUUGUUACGAUAUAUGAAGAACGGAAACCCAGAGCCUGAGGCUUGCCCGUCAUCAUGACUUAUUAAUACGAUAGUUAACGAAUGUAGUAAAUACACGUGUACCUCCUCUUCUCAACCAUGCAGCACCUGUGUUCUAAGUGUAGUACUCUAGCUGCUUAUUCCAUUCAUCCAGCGUUGCAAUCCUU
Molecule: messenger RNA, 2522 nt
Organism: Gloeophyllum trabeum ATCC 11539
Lineage: Eukaryota; Fungi; Basidiomycota; Agaricomycetes; Gloeophyllales; Gloeophyllaceae
Product: DUF590-domain-containing protein
Exons: 5
Coding region: 46-2292 (748 amino acids)
Biological process (GO): chloride transmembrane transport
Cellular component (GO): cortical endoplasmic reticulum
Molecular function (GO): chloride channel activity
Source: RefSeq, a predicted model, not a curated record